Molecule: messenger RNA, 7606 nt
Organism: Acanthaster planci (crown-of-thorns starfish)
Lineage: Eukaryota; Metazoa; Echinodermata; Asteroidea; Valvatida; Acanthasteridae
Product: 1-phosphatidylinositol 3-phosphate 5-kinase-like
Biological process (GO): intracellular signal transduction; neutrophil chemotaxis; regulation of reactive oxygen species biosynthetic process
Cellular component (GO): vesicle membrane; cytoplasmic vesicle
Molecular function (GO): ATP binding; 1-phosphatidylinositol-5-kinase activity; metal ion binding
Source: RefSeq, a predicted model, not a curated record
ACUUUAUAAAUGACCAUAGAAUACCUUUUCAACUGAAACUGUGGCAUCGGUAAAACAAUUUAGUGAAAAGCAUUUUUUUUUUCAUUUUUAAAAUAACGAUCUAUGAACUUUUCAUUGUAGAACCACGGACGUAGGAAAACACAGAGUGAUCAGGUGAUAACAUAUCCUAACGUUACUCGUAUAUGCCUAACGUUUACUCAGUCAGAGAUGGCAGCCUCCGUAUGUCGAUUUUCUGGCGGAGCGCGGAGUUAAGUGUUUGGAAUCGAAAUUUAGCCAAACAUCAUUUCAUUUUUGUGAUUAAAAGAGAGUCAGAUGACAACUGAUGGAUCCGUGUGCCGUCUAUGAGAAAAAUUCGAACGAGGUCUCCACCAACCUCUUUGGAGGUGCCGCUGCUGCAGGAAUAACCCCACAGCCCAUCAUGGUCGAGCAUGACAGCAGCGACGACAAGAUCACCUGGUUCCAGCGACUCUCGCCCGACCAGAAGAACUCGUCUUGGUUCUCUCUUCCUGACUGGCUUCGUCGUUCCAAAGACACGUCCUCAUCGGUUGAGAAAGAAGCCUCGGCAACAAAAGGGAAAAAGGAGGAACCUUUGCCCCGUCCCCUUCAUACCGCCUCCUCCCUACCGGACCUGAACGCCAAGAGCAAAGAGAACAACAAGCCCGAACCCGUCAGGAAAACAGAGAGCAGUCUAAACGCCUCCUUCUUGGCACCACUAGCUGAGCUCGGGCAGAAAUCCUCUCGGCUAAAGAUCGAGGUACCAUGGAAACAGGAGAUAACAAAAUCGGCUUCCCAGAGUCCCAGCCAGCAGCACCGGCCACCACCCCAGGCUAGGCUGUCCCUACCUCUGCGGCUCGGUGGCCAGCGCAGCGAGGACCCAUUGGAGGCAGGCUAUGGGAAGCAGCCAGGAAGGAGUUUGACCACUGUGCUCCGCCAUCUGAGUGCCGUAGUGGACAGAUCAGGCCAGAUACCCCAAGCCUACCGCGACAGCGACUUCAAGCAGUACUGGAUGCCGGACAGCCAAUGCAAGGAGUGUUACGAGUGCAGCGAGCGCUUCACCACCCUGCGACGCCGUCACCACUGCCGGGUCUGCGGCCAGAUCUUCUGCAGCCGCUGCUGCAACCAAGAGGUGCCGGGCAAGUUCAUGGGAUACACCGGAUAUCUGCGCGUCUGCACCUACUGUUGCAAGAUCGUCCUUAGCUACGCCCAGUCCUCCAUGGGCGAACUCAAGAUGCUGCAGGAGGAUUACUUCACUCUGAUGGCGAGUGAACUGCCCUCCUCUGCCACGCCUGACAUCAUGACACCCAGGAAGAAGCCGACAGACUGUUCCAUGACCCGCCAGAGGACGUUCAGCAAUAGCAGUAGUGACGGCUGUUUCGACCCGUUUGAGUUGGUCCAGACCCCCACGCCCUCCACCUUGGAGAGGUCCUUUGACAGUGUUGCGCAGGAGAGGCAGCAUCUGCUGAAGGAUUCAGCCCAACUUCAUCAGCUGUGGCUGCUGAUCCAGCAUCCGUCCAACGGCAUCAUGUUCCAGAGCCACCGGUUCCGCCUGCGCACCUACAACGACUGCAUCGUGGGGAGCGAGCUGGUGGAGUGGCUUCUGCUGAAAGACAAAGCGGCGCACAGACUGCAGGCUGUUGCUAUUGGCCAGGCACUGCUGGAUGCCAAGUGGCUGGAAUGCGCCACCAGUAAUGACCAGAUCUUCCGUAAUGAGUACGCGCUGUACCGAGCAGGAGAGACGGCUGUGUCCUCGGCUCGAAGGAAGGACUUAGACAUCAGCCUGACGGCGGAGGGGGAGCUGGACGAGAUUGAGGACAGGAUGGAGCCCAGCUGGUUCCGAGACAUCAGCCAAGAAGACAAGGGGGACCUGACGGAUGACGACAGCUUGGUAAAAAUUAUGCCAACCCCGGCAGAAGAUACAGACUUUGUGCCAAAACACCGGCGGGGCACAUCAGUGGGUGACUCCAUCGGUACAUGGACCAGAGGACUGCGCCCCACCACAGACCUCUUCACCUCGCCCAGCAUUGACAAAGGCACCGUGGAAAUCAUGCAGAGGGAAAACUCGGGUACCUGGGAGCAGGAGGGAUCGGUUCCGGGCAUUGGAGAAGUGUUUCCAAACGGAGCUCUGUCCACCUUUGGGCUUGACCAGGCUGACCAUGCCCGCGGCCCCAUCCUGGCCCAUGGCUGGCUGGACAUGGACAACGUCAGCCAGGAGAAUGGCGAGAAGGAGACCCUGGACACGCUGCGCUCCACCAGCUCCAAGACCCUGGUCAGCCUGGCCGAGCAGCUGCUGAGGUCCGAGGGGCUGGACCUGAGCUGGAAGGAGACCAUUAUGCCGCUAGCCAAGAGGAUCUGUGCAUUGGUCAAGCCUGACGUGAUGAACGGGGAUGAUAUGGAUAUUCGGCAGUAUGUUCACAUCAAGAAAGUACCAGGCGGCACUCGUGCUGAUUGCUUCAUGGUGAAUGGAACCAUUUGUACCAAGAAUGUGGCCCACAAAAAGAUGUCUGGACACCUGAGUAAUCCCAGAAUCCUCCUGUUGCAGUCGGCCAUUGAACAUCAGCGGGUGGAGAACAAGUUCUCGUCCAUUGAACCCAUUGUUUUACAAGAACAUGAGUACCUCAAGAACUGUGUGUCUAGAAUUGCCUCAUUGAAGCCGGAUAUUCUGAUCGUUGAGAAGACCGUGGCACGCUUGGCUCAGAUGUUUCUUCUCCAUAGCGGCAUCACAUUGGUUCUGAAUGUGAAGUCGUCUGUCAUGGAUCGCUUGAGUCGCUGCACAGAGGUCAGUCUGAUUCCAUCCAUUGACCACGUCAACCAGACCACCCCCAUGGGUCAUUGCCUUAUGUUCCGCCUCCAGAAAUAUGAACUGCCCAAAGGUUUCUCCAAGACACUGAUGUUCUUUGAGGGUUGUGCCAGCCACUUGGGUUGCUCGGUGGUCCUUAGAGGCGGAGAAUAUGAACAGCUUACUAAGGUGAAACAGGUUUUGAAGUUCAUGAUCUACGCAUGCUACCACUCCCGUCUUGAAAUAUCCUUCUUGAUGGACGAGUUUGCCAAGCCACCUUCCCAGGCCCAGGAUUCCGACUCCAAGGCCAUUAUCUCCCCGGAAUCCAACUCCACCAUCUCUGCCACAAUGGGGACCUCUGACAGCAUUAGCGAGGGCCUGGCCUCAGUCCAGGGCCAGCUGGCUGACGGAGCCGAGGAGGACCAGGUGGACAUUGUCAGCGAACAGGCGUGGGCAGAGGAAAACGAGUCGAAGGAGGCGUGGGAUGGAGGGAAGGUGGGAUUCCGUGCCACCAUGUCCUCCAUGAAAAAGCGUAUCCAGGCCAAAGUGGCCAGUGUCAAGUCCCAUGCUCAUUUGGAGGUGGAACAGGAGAUGGAGAACCACCGUGGUGGUAACUUGGAAGUUGUCAAGACACCAAAGGAGGCAACAGAGGAGGAUGCUCAGGAGAAAGUUCAGGAAGAAGAGACAUCCCUUGAAGAGGACCAAGGCAAGGAACCUAUCAAAAAGACAACAGCCCUCGACAAAAUGAGAAUACCUGGGCUUGAUAAUAUCACUUCAAGUAACCUUGAGCAGGUGGAAUCCCCAAAUUGCUCCGAACUGUCAGAGUCUACAGUACAAUCUGAUUUGCUGGACGAAAGCUUGGAGGUGAUCAAGGAUACCAACCAACAGUCACAUGGACCCACACCCAGCUUUGACCAUGCGGCAACGACCAAAGAAAUGGAGUCCAAAUUCUUGGAGGAGAGAGGGCACAAGCUCUUCGCAGAAGACAGCUCAUCAGUGACAAGCCGUGAGGAUGUUGUCGUCACAUCUCCUCCACCCACUGCAAAGAGUAAGUCCCCCUUCACUGCAGCUCUGGAUGAAGUACUGCUGUCCAUAUCGCCCCUCGUAAAAUUCGGUGUGCCAUACUUGGAGUCAAAAACAGGCAAGGAGUCCCCACUGCGAUGCUUCUUCAAAUCAAAGGAACUCUACUUGUCUCCGAAGCUGAGCCAACUGGCGGAAUCAACACAAGUUUUGAAUGCUGCAGACAGUACCCUGUACACUGCAGUGGCGGAAGUAGACCCGAUGAGACACGCCAACCAAAUUAACGCCAAUGUCGACCGCUGCAGCCGCACAUCGGAUGCCGUCAUUGUCAAGCCCCCGCACCCAUUCACCUUCUCCCAGCUGACAGAGGAUGCCAAGGACGAGAGAACGCGUGGUCUCCUGGCCGACUUCCGUGCCCGGGGGGGACGGAUCAUUCCGAAACUCGCACCAGCUCUUCAACCAGCUCUGCAGCAACCAGUGGAAGUCCAGUCUGGCAUCAAGAGAGGUUCAGAGGCAGCCUACCGGCGACGAUUUGACUGCCUGGACAUCCACAACCAUCAGAAGAUGCUGCUACAGUUCUGCAGCUACUCUCAUCUCUCUAGCAAUGCCCCCAACCACUGCGUGGAUCCCUGGACCGUUGCCAUGGACUUCUACAGCAGCAGACAUGAUCUCACCCUCGGAGAGUUUCUGGAGAGAUACUGUUUCAGUACCAAGUACAAGUGCCCCAAUGAGCCGUGUGAUGCGGAGAUGGUGGACCAUGUCCGGCGAUUUGUCCACGGGAAUGCCUCCAUCCACAUCCUGCUGCGCAAUCUGGAGAGCCCCAUCCCGGGCUUCACUGACAAGAUCCUGAUGUGGAGCUGGUGCCGCAAGUGCAGACAGGUCACCCCGGUCCAGCCCAUGUCUCUGGACAGCUGGCACAUGUCCUUCGGCAAGUACCUGGAGCUGAGGUUUCACUGCAAGGACUACGGACGGAGACUUAGCGCUCUACCAUGUGGCCACUCCCUACACCGCCAUCACUACCAGUACUUUGGACAGCACAAUAUCGUGGCCUCCUUCAAAUACAGCCCCAUCCUCCUGAGAGAAGUCUGCCUCCCUCCUCUGCCCAUCGGCAUCCAAGAAGCCUUCAGGUCUCAUCCAGAAUGUGCUGAGGAAUUCAAAAAUGUGUCUUCCAAGGGUGCCUUGCUGUUUAAGGAAAUCCUGAGCAAGAUCAAUAUGCUGAUGGGAAUGAAUGGGGCCAACCCCCAGGCACAGCUGUACUUCGAGCAGAAGAAAGCACAGUUUACCUCUCAGCAUCAGUCUGACAACAACAAGUUUUGGCAGAAUGCCAAGGAUUUGCAGGCCAAGAUCACCACUCUUGCUGGCCUCAUGGCAGCGGCCGACCAGGAUCCGGCCGAAAUCACCAACAUCCAGCUAGAUAUCGAGGACAGCCUGGUCAACCUGAAGCAGAACUUGUGCCAGAUAGCCUUUGGCUGGAAUAGCAGAUUCAGCGAGUUCAUCCAGCAAGAGAAGGAACGAGUGAAGAAGAAAAGCAGUCCAUCCGUCUCCCGUCAAAACACUGCCAGCUCGGACAAAGAGCCUCCCAUGUCUGUGGUGGCCGCCACUGCCAUGAAGGAACUUGAACAGAAUGCAGUGAUGGCAACCACGCCCCCCAAGUCACCCCGGUCCUCGCCCUCCUUGAAGAAAGAUGACGCCCCGUCCCUACCCCAGGUCUCCAGCUUACCUGUCAGCAUCCCGCAGAUAAUGGAGCACAGCACGCCCGCCCCAUUGCAGGUUCGGGUACCGACCGAAGCGAGUUACGACAGCUACGAGGAUGGGAACUUUAAUCUGUCACUCUCCCAAGAGGGCAGCGACAUCACCACCAUUCCACCAUCCCUAGCCUACCUUGACUGCCUCGGUAUCCAAAAAAUGCCCAAUUAUGGGAUAUCGCCGGGUCUAUAUGCUGGUCUGGCCUACAAGUCCCAGACUGAGACGACCGACGACGCCAGCCCCGAUAACGAUCUAACCAUCGUUGAGAUGCCAUCCCUGGAAGACAAAAAGCCAGAGAAUAUUGCUCAACCAGACUCUGCAACGGAAGCAGUAGAAAACAAAGAAGGUGAAGAAAAGACUGUUAUUUUACCAGAGGGUACAGACCAGGCAGAUGUGACAAUGUCCACAAAAGGUGAAGCCCACCAGCACAGCCCUCUCAAAGCCAAGCAGACCAACAGCUCCGUGAAGACUUUCUUCAGCACACUGUUACCAGGCAGUGAUUUAGCACGUGUAGAGAUGCCGUACCCUCCCAGCGAACACCACCUGUUGCCACCAUGCACUGUCAUGCCCGUCAUCAUAUAUGACCAAGAGCCCAGCUCCAUCAUCGCACACGCACUCAGUUCCGAGCAAUACAAGACACAGUUGUACGAGCUCCAGCAGCCUGAUUAUCCCCAGCCAAGUGAGGGUGCUCUGCAGCCCGGCAGCAAGCCAGAGUCGAGGAACACCAGCCCCACUGCCAAGCGGCGCUCGUUGCUGGACAAUGGCCAGGGGGCAGCAGAGGGCAAGGAACGGCCCAAGAAGCCUCCCAUGACAAGAAAAGCAAGCCGAGGCGUCAUAUCAUUCCUUCGGAGUAAAAUGCCAGACAGUCCAAGCAGUGCCAUUCCGAGCAGCCAACGAAAAGACGAAAGUCAGUUCACCUACACUGACACUGUUCAGUAUCAUGUGACCAGCUCAGAGGAAUCCACUUCGUCCAGCUAUACCGAGAGCAAAGAUGAGACAGACUUUGAAUUUUCACUCAGAAGUGGAACAGAGAAGAAGGACCCCUUGUCUCCGCACAUUGAACUGCAAUUUUCGGAUGUUACCAACACGCAGUUCUUCUGCCUGGUGUACCACGCCGAAGAAUUCUUGAAUCUUAGAAAGAUUGUCUUCCCGGCCGGCGAGGAGACCUACAUCCGAUCACUGUCUCGUUCCAUCUCAUGGCUUGCUCAGGGUGGCAAAUCACGCUCAAAGUUUCUCAAGACAAAAGAUGACAGAUUUGUGCUGAAGCAGAUAUCUCGUUUGGAGUUCCAGUCUUUCAAGGAGUUUGCCCCACAUUAUUUCAAGUACAUCCAACAAGCGCAUGCAGAGCAGCGGCCAACCACCUUGGCCAAGAUCCUAGGGGUCUACAAGGUGGGCUACCACAACCCGGUCACCAACACAGCCCAGAAGCAUGUGCUGCUGAUCAUGGAGAACCUGUUCUACCGGCGUCGCAUGGCCCAGGUCUUUGACCUGAAGGGCUCCAUCCGCAAUCGCCAUGUCAAGACCACGGGCCAGGGGCAGCAGGACCUGGUGCUGAUGGACGAGAACCUGCUGAGACAUAUGGUGGACUCGCCUCUCUUUGUGCGGAGCCACAGUAAGGCAGCCCUAAUCAUGGCCGUCCACUAUGACAGCAUGUUCCUUGCCAGUCACUUCAUCAUGGACUACUCCUUGCUGGUGGGUCUGGACGCAAACACUGAUGAACUCGUGGUUGGCAUCAUCGACUACAUCCGCACAUUCACCUGGGACAAGAAGCUGGAGAUGAUGGUGAAAUCAACAGGCAUUGUGGGAGGACAAGGUAAAAUGCCGACGGUGGUGUCACCCGAGCUCUACCGUACCCGUUUCUGUGAGGCCAUGGACAAGUACUUCCUCCUUGUGCCGGAUCGCUGGACCCGUCUUGGGCAAGAGUUUUGAUUUGUGUCGGCAGUGCGAGUUCAGUUUUCAUGACAUGGUGAUGAUACAGGCAGAAGUAACAGGGGUGAGAUUUGUCAGCUUUUAAGCCGAUUUCAGCUUUUUUUUGUUCUGGAUUUCAGCUGUUUUUCCUCACUG